GAUUCCAACGUAUCGUACCAUCGAUGCCUUGUUUUGUUUUCAUUUGUUGCGGCGCUUUAAUUAUGUUUGAUCUGACUUAUAAUGCAACUCCACCUGAUACGUUCCUAUGCCAGCAAGCCCAGACGCGAACACUAUGCCAGCAGCGCCAUAAAAAUAUACCGCAAAGUGAAACCGCUGCCACAAAAAGCCGCCACAGCUGAAAGGCAGCCACAAAACGCAAGUGUGGAAGUGUCUGGGGAAUACUCGGAGAACCUCGUCAAGGUGCAGAUGAUCUCGCAGAACUUGCACAGGCAAAUAUUCCCCCAAACACCACGCCACACCACGGAGGAGCAAAUGGCCGCCGCCAGGCAGCACAAGGAGGAUCUGCGCCGCCAUGGAGUCGACAUUGAGAGCAGCGCACCAGUGCCGGAUGUGCAGCUAAAGUUGCCGGCCCUGCAGGGGCAGAACAUCGAAGAGCACUUCCACAGCAUAGCCAAGGAGCAGGUGGAACCUUUUGAGCAGCUCCUGCUGCCUCUGGUGCAGUGUCGUGAGCUGCCUGCGAGACCGAAGCGCUGGGAAUUUCUUGCUGGUUGGACAGCCUACGAUCCAGAAGAUGGUACAGCCACACCUGUUGAGCAGCCACUGGAAAAAGGUCUUGUCUUCGAUGUGGAGGUGUGCGUCUCCGCCGGGCAAGCCCCGGUACUGGCCACCGCUGUCAGCACAAGGAGAUGGUACUGCUGGGUCAGCCCGAAGCUGACGAAGCACCGCCUGGCCGUGGAGAAAGUGGAACCCUGUGAUGUGGGGGCAGACUUUGAGCGUCCGCACUAUACACUGGAUGAGCUGAUACCCCUGGGAGCAGGUGAACCCAGUCUGGUGGUGGGCCACAACGUCUCCUAUGACAGAGCGCGACUGAGCGAGCAAUACCGGAUCGAGGAUUCUGGCACGCGCUUUGUGGACACGAUGUCGCUGCACAUGUGCGUCAGUGGGGUGACCAGCUACCAGCGUGCACUCCUCAAAUCGAAGAAGGAGCCAGCACCCGAGGAUCUCGGCUGGCUGGAGCAGAGCUCCCUCAACAGCCUGGUCGAGGUGCAUCGUCUCUACUGCGGCGGGCAGGCGCUGUCCAAGGAGCCGCGUAAUAUUUUUGUAGAGGGCACACUGGAUCAGGUGCGCACCAAUUUCCAGUCACUCGUCAACUACUGCGCGGGAGAUGUGGAGGCCACUCAUCGCGUGCUGCGGGUGCUCUAUCCCAUGUUUGCCGAGCGAUUUCCACAUCCCGCCUCGCUGGCGGGCAUGCUGGAAAUGGGCUCCGCCUAUCUGCCUGUGAACUCCAACUGGGAGCGUUACAUACGCGAGGCGCAGCUGACUUACGAGGAUCUCAGCAUCGAGGCCAAGUACCAUUUGGGUCGUCGCGCGGAAGAGGCGUGCUCCCUGCUCGACGAGGAGCAAUAUCGCAGCAAUCUCUGGCUUUGGGACGAGGAUUGGAGCGUGCAGCAGCUGAAGCUGAAACAGGCGCCCAAGCGCAAGCCUCUGCCGAGAGUGGAGCUGCCCGACCUGUCCGAUCUUUCCACUGAGCAGCGGCGUCUCUAUGCAAAGUUUCAGCAUCUCUACGAUCAGCGCUCCCUGCUGCCGGCACGACGUCCCCUGCUGCCAGGAUAUCCUCAAUGGUACCGCAAACUGUGCCGCAAGCCACCCACGAACGACGCAGAGCUGGAGGAGGAUCGUUGGACGCCAGGCGCCAGCGAGAUCAGCACCGGCAUGCAGAUUGCUCCCAAGUUGCUCUCCCUCUGCUGGGAAGGUUAUCCGCUGCACUAUCAGCGGGAGCAUGGCUGGGGCUUUCUCGUGCCCUUUCGCAGCGAUGCAGCGCGAGCGGAACGCAUUCCAAUUCAGGAGCUGCUGGCACGCUGUGCUGUGCCGGAGUUUGCGCGGCAGUGCGCCUCCCAGGAGGAGAGCGAUCUGGCCUACGACAUGCUGCCGGGACAACUAGAGGAGCAUCUGGCCAAAAGGCAGCACUACAAGAAGAUCUCACAGAAGCAGCAGCGCCUGGAGACGCAGUACCAAGGCUCUGGCGUCUGGUGCAACCAGGUGCUGGACGAUUGUUGCUUCUUCUUGAAGCUGCCGCACAAGAACGGUCCCUCGUUUCGCGUGGGCAGUCCACUGUCCAAGGAUUUCCUCAACAAGUUCUCGGAGAAUGUGCUCAGCAGCGGCGAUCCCUCCUGCCAGGCUGCGGCGCGUGUCAUCGACAUUGCCCGCAUGAUGUCCUAUUGGCGCAACAAUCGAGAUCGCAUCAUGGGCCAAAUGGUGGUCUGGCUGGAGCAGGAGCAGCUCCCGUCAGAGCUGACUGAUGGCAAGUCCUAUGGCGCCAUUUGUCCCCAGGUGGUGGCCUGUGGUACUCUCACACGUCGUGCCAUGGAGCCCACCUGGAUGACGGCAUCUAAUUCGCGUCCAAAUCGUCUGGGGUCGGAGCUGCGUUCAAUGGUGCAGGCACCGCCGGGCUAUAGACUGGUGGGCGCCGAUGUGGACUCCCAGGAGCUGUGGAUCGCCUCUGUGCUGGGCGAUGCCUACGCGUGCGGCCAGCACGGAGCCACGCCCUUGGGCUGGAUGACACUGAGCGGCAGCAAGUCAAACGGCAGCGACAUGCACUCCAUCACAGCCAAGGCCGUGGGCAUCUCGCGUGACCACGCCAAGGUGAUAAAUUAUGCGAGGAUCUAUGGAGCCGGCCAACAGUUUGCCGAGACGCUGCUCCGUCAGUUCAAUCCCACUUUCAGUGCAUCGGAGGCCAAGGCCAAGGCCAUGAAGAUGUUUGCCAUCACCAAGGGCAAGCGUGUGUAUCGAUUGCGCGAGGAGUUCCACGACGAAUUGGAGGAUAGAGGAUACAGCAGCUAUGAGGCCUCCCGUUUGGCCCUGCAGCGGAAUCGUACCUUGGGCGAGGUCUUCCACCGACCCAGCUGGCAGGGUGGCACAGAGAGUGCCAUGUUCAAUCGGCUCGAGGAGAUUGCCACGGGUUCGCAGCCAAAAACACCCUUUCUCGGCGGUCGACUCAGUCGUGCUUUGGAGUCAGAUGCAGAGCAGGAGCAACGCUUUCUGCCCACGCGCAUCAAUUGGGUGGUGCAGAGUGGCGCCGUCGACUUCCUCCAUUUGAUGCUGGUCAGCAUGCGCUGGCUGAUGGGGACACACGUUCGCUUCUGCCUCAGCUUUCACGAUGAGCUGCGCUAUCUGGUGCAGGAGGAUAUGGCGGCCAAGGCGGCCCUGGCCAUGCACAUCACCAAUUUGCUCACCCGCUCCUACUGUGUCUCCCGCAUCGGCCUGAACGAUCUGCCCAUGUCGGUGGCCUUCUUCUCCUCGGUGGAGGUGGACACGGUGCUGCGCAAGGAGUGCACCAUGGACUGCCAAACGCCCUCGAAUCCGCAUGGCCUGCGCAUCGGGUAUGGCAUCCAACCGGGUCAGAGCUUCAGCAUAAGCGAGGCGAUCGAAAAGGCCGGUGGCAGUGAUGUAGGUCAAUGGCCAUGGAUCAAGCAGCGGAAAUGAUAACACAAACCAAGUUCCUAUAAUUAAUUUCGCUAAUGAAUAGUUUACUAUGCCAAGAAAGGCAUACUGCCGGUGGAUCCAAGUAAUUUUGAAAAUAUACG
Molecule: messenger RNA, 3605 nt
Organism: Drosophila guanche
Lineage: Eukaryota; Metazoa; Arthropoda; Insecta; Diptera; Drosophilidae
Gene: tam
Product: DNA polymerase subunit gamma-1, mitochondrial
Exons: 2
Coding region: 82-3504 (1140 amino acids)
Biological process (GO): mitochondrial DNA replication
Cellular component (GO): gamma DNA polymerase complex; mitochondrion
Molecular function (GO): DNA-directed DNA polymerase activity; 3'-5' exonuclease activity; DNA binding
Source: RefSeq, a predicted model, not a curated record